Molecule: messenger RNA, 3174 nt
Organism: Amphibalanus amphitrite
Lineage: Eukaryota; Metazoa; Arthropoda; Thecostraca; Balanomorpha; Balanidae
Product: protein kinase C and casein kinase substrate in neurons protein 2-like
Exons: 11
Coding region: 382-1776 (464 amino acids)
Biological process (GO): plasma membrane tubulation; cytoskeleton organization; regulation of endocytosis
Cellular component (GO): endosome; cytoplasm; plasma membrane
Molecular function (GO): protein binding; phospholipid binding
Source: RefSeq, a predicted model, not a curated record
GCGUUGUCAGUUGACAUUUGAGGUCCGCGGAGGUGUAGUGUGCGCGCCGUGCUCUCUGUGCCUUGAUUCGCGAAAAGUGGAAUGGUUUGCGAACAGAUUGAUGAGGCAAAUUAUUUUAUGUCAAUUUGAUCUUGAUUGAUACACUUGUGUUUAUUUUAUCGGAAACAUCUUUUUCAUAUAGGAGCAAAGUUCGUCAAGUUUUACUCCAACCUGUUGACCGGCCGUCGAACUUCAUUUUGAAUUCAAAUUUGUCUUGGAAUUCACUGCACUGAGGCGAGACGUACCUGGUCGGUGACCCAGGUACCUAUUAAGAUUUGGAGAUUCUCCUUACCCUGAGGGAGCUGUUGGGAGUUGCCACUGGUCAGAGGUUGUCCUGCCACCAUGUCGAUGCACAGUGAUGAGAAUGCUCUGGCGCCCACCUCGGACUCGUUCUGGGAGCCGGGCAACUACAAACGCACCACCAAACGCACUGAGGAUGGCUUCAAGCUCUGUGAUGACCUCAUGAAGCUGGUCCAGGAGCGUGCUGAGAUCGAGAAAGGAUAUGCCAAGAGCCUCAAGUCCUGGAGCAAGAAGUGGAAUGACCUUAUUGAGAAAGGUCCGGAAUACGGCACCACCGAGGCCGCGUGGAAGGGCUCGCUGGUCGAGGCCGAACAGCGCUGCGAGCUGCACCUCAAGGUGCGCGACAACCUGAUGAACGAGGUGCACGCGCGCGUCCGCCAGUGGCAGAAGGAGAACUUCCACAAGACGAUGAUGCAGUCCUUCAAGGAGAAGAAGGACCUGGACGACGCCUUCAAGAAGGCGCAGAAGAGCUGGCAGAAGCUGCUGGAUAAGGUGAACAAGGCCAAGUCGGACUACCACGCGGCGUGCAAGGCGGAGAGGACGGCGCUGAACCAGGAGCGGUACGCGGCCAACGACAGCAGCUUGUCGGCAGAGGCGCUGAAGAAGCAGCAGGAGCGCGUGCAGAAGGCGAAGGAGGACGUGACGCGCACCAAGGACCGCUACGAGAUGGCGCUCAGAGACAUCUCGGAGCAGAACCCGCGCUACAUCGAGGACAUGACACAGGUGUUCAACAAGUGCCAGGACAGGGAGGCCGAGCGGCUGCUCUUCUUCAAAGACACCAUGUUCAUCCUGCAGAAGUGUCUCAACAUCUCGGCAGACCCCAUACUACCACAGAUCUACCGCGAGUUCGAGCACACUAUUGCCAACGCUGACAAGGAGAAGGACCUGCGCUGGUGGAGCAACAACCACGGCGUCAACAUGCCCAUGAACUGGCCGGCGUUCGAGGAAUACAGCGAGGAGUUCCGGGACAUCGCCGCCGCCAAGAGCAAGAAGGGCCUGAUCGCGGACGGCAACAUCACGCUCAUCAACCAGCGGACCGUCAGCGACGACCUGCCCGACUACAACCCGGCGACGCGCAACUCUAAGAAGCCGACGGGCCGGCAGACGAGCCAGACGGGUUCUUCGGACGGUCGGACAGGAACCAGCGACGCCGGCGCCAGCCGCAGCUCGCAGCACAGUAACGGUAACGGUUUUGACGAGCCGGCCGGCGGCCCGUCCGAGUGGGACGAGUACUCGACCGACCUGGUGGACAGCGGCGAGCCGGGGGUGCCCGUGCGAGCCGUCUAUGACUACGAGGGCGUCGAGGCCGACGAGCUCUCCUUCAAAGCCGGCGACACGUUCGACAAGCUGGAGGACGAGGACGAGCAGGGCUGGUGUAAGGGCCGCAAGGACGGCAAGGUGGGCCUCUACCCGGCCAACUACGUAGUGGCCAACUAGGCCGGCUGGGUGCGGAGUACAGCGCCACAGCGCAGUAAACUACAGCGCCGACCGCCGUGCCGCGUCGCCGCCCAGUGGUGACGGGCCCGCUGCAAUCGCAUGGCCAGCAGACUGACAGCUGUGACCCGGCGCGGAAGCCGAGAGACGACCGAAAGUUACGGUAGCCUAGAAUGCCUAGCUAAGGCCGGAUAAUUCAGUGAAAUCGUCAGGCCGGACCUGACGUCAGCUGUCAGCCGAUAAGGCGUGGUUUACAGUGGCUCGAUGAUCGGUCAGUGGUGGCAGUGCAGUGUCGCUGUUCUUCCGGGUCCACAGCCCGUUCGCUGGACCUAAGAGGAAGCGUUCGUGGAUGAUGGCGAUCGCGGUGACCGGGCCAUCAAAGUGAAAGGGUCACACGAACGUGAAAGAGAGUGAGCGAGUGGGCAAUACGAGGGCAUUCCAACCGAGCUGGAGACGUGUGCAGUGGACUGCGUGUGUGCGUGUGCGGCGCAAAAGCCCGCAGAAUGAGUAAUGACUGAGGCGUCUACAUUACUCCGUUGUGAGGAGCGGAGUUAGCGCGCCUGCCGGGCCGCCAUACAGGCCCCCAGUGUAUAUUGCCCAUGUCUUCCGCCUAUGCCUGUUGCCAGUUUGUCACAAUGGAACCCAGAUCAAUUGAUAGAACACGAUGAUUAUUUUGUGUAUGUGUACGUAUCGUCCUAACCUCUGCCGCCCCUUGUGCCUUCCAUUAUCCGACGAACGUCUAUGUGUGUUUGAGAACCCACGUCCUGCCGAUAUAUUAUAUUAUAUAUAUAGUAGUGAAUGCGUCUACCGAAUCCAGCCAGUGCCGUAGCUGUGCCUUUGCCGAGCGAUGCGCGUCGGAUGAGAGCGGGCCUUCUCUGCGGACCAGUGCCGUCCAGCGGCCUUUGAUUGGGAACAUUCCCGUUGUAAUUCCAGCCAGUGGUGUAUGUGUGUGUUGUUUGCGCUGCCCGUGUUGGUGUAUGUCGUGUUACUGUUGUACGUGUUACGCUGUUACGGCCCCUGUUAAGGUGGACUCUCGGGCAGCUGAAGAGAUCAACAGAGGCCGGCUGAACGGCCAUUGUUACUGUGUCGUUAGCGUGUGUCCGAUGGGCGCUGUCCCCGCCGCGGUCCGUGUAUGUAGCCCGCAGGCGGCGCCAUGAUAGGCUACGUGUCACAAAUCUGCCGAUGGGGCCUGGCGCUGGAAGUGGCGACCCCUUCCACCGUGCUUUAAUCGUCAGCGGCGUAUCAUUCCGAGGCGGUGAGAGAGUGAUUGGUCGGUCUGCCGCCGGUCCUGGCCGGGCCGUGUCGGUCUGUCAGGGAUUCAGCUACCGUGAAAGGUGCCUCAGAGGGCGCCGGUCGCACCCGGCAGCGGCGCCUCCGUAAUAUACAAUUGACAGAUGGUGA